AUGUCCUCCUCCUCUUCCUCCUUUGGAAACAAACGCGCUAGUUUUGGAAUGCACUUUAUGAGCAACAACAAAAAACAACAACUUUAUGACCUAUUCAACACGUUUGACAAGGACAAGGAUGGCAAAGUCUCCGUAGCUGAAAUGAAAGAAUUGCUGGAUCAAACAGGUGUCAAUACGGAUGCAGUCGCCCAUAUGUUGAAAAAGAAGCCCAAUGACACGGUAGAUUUCGAAGAAUUUGCUUUGGUGUUUAAAUCAACCGUGGGUUCGGCACCGAGACGCUUUCCAGAGCAACAUCAAGAGUUACGUGAUGCAUUCAACGUGUUUGACAAGAACCAAGACGGCGUUAUUAGUGCAGAAGAACUCUGUGCCAUGAUGCAACAGCUGGGUGAAAAGAUCACUCUUCAAGAAGCACAAAAUAUGAUUGCUGAGGUGGAUAAGGAUAACGAUGGUGUUGUCAACUUUGACGAGUUUUUGCAUAUGAUGGGUGUUCGUAAGAAAUCAACCAACCAGGCCAAAUCAACAUCUUCAUCUUCAUCCAAGAAACACAAGCGAUUAUCUCAAUUCAAAAAGCUACUCUUUCAUUGA
Molecule: messenger RNA, 585 nt
Organism: Lichtheimia ornata
Lineage: Eukaryota; Fungi; Mucoromycota; Mucoromycetes; Mucorales; Lichtheimiaceae
Exons: 2
Coding region: 1-585 (194 amino acids)
Molecular function (GO): calcium ion binding
Source: RefSeq, a predicted model, not a curated record